ACCACAUUAGCAGCCAACAAUUCCCCAUCAUCGAACCUUUGGGAGAUUCCCCGCUUUUUCCCCUCAAAACCCACACCCACCCUUUCACUUCGUCCCUAUUUUUCCCCCAAAUUCCCCCAGAACCCAUCAAUUUUUCAAACCCUGUUUGGUUCCGAGUAUAACUCUAUUCCUCAGCCGGAUAAGCCCCAAAUUCCGGCACUAACCCAAGAAUGGUCUCCCCGGAAAACACCAAUUGGUUCAUCGAUUACGGCUUGAUCGACGAAAUCCCUGUCCCCGAUGCCAAUUUCCCUGUUUCUUCAUCGGGUUUCAACUGGUCUGUUCAGACCUUAAAUGGCUCCUCCAGUGUCAGUGUGGAGAUUGAUAACUCAUUGGGAGAUUCAGAUGGGCUUAAGGAAUCUGGCUCAAAAAAGAGGGUCAGAUCUGAUACGUGUGGUUCAUCUAGCUCAAAGGCAUGUAGGGAGAAGUUGCGAAGGGAUAGGCUUAAUGACAAAUUUCUGGAAUUGGGUGCUAUCUUGGAGCCUGGAAGGCCUCCCAAGACGGACAAGGCUGCAAUUUUGAUUGAUGCCGUCCGAAUGGUAAACCAGUUGAGGGGUGAAGCACAAAAGUUAAAGGAUUCAAAUUCGAAUCUCCAGGAGAAGAUCAAGGAAUUGAAGGCGGAGAAGAAUGAGCUCCGUGAUGAGAAGCAGAGGCUGAAGGGAGAGAAGGAGAAGUUGGAGCAACAACUUAAAGCUGUGAAUGCACAACCUGGAUUCUUGCCUCCCCCACCUGCAAUUCCUGCUGCGUAUGCUGCUCAAGGCCAAGCUCCUGGCAACAAGUUGGUGCCCUUCAUUGGUUACCCAGGUGUCGCCAUGUGGCAGUUCAUGCCUCCUGCUGCAGUGGAUACUUCGCAGGAUCAUGUUCUCCGCCCACCAGUGGCUUAAGCAAGCAGUACAAUGUUUGGAUGAUUUGGGUUUGCACUCUGCACCAAGGAAAUGUAUUCAUCAUGUCAUUGUUCUCAACUUUCUUUCUGGGUUUUUUGUUGUAGUCUUCUAACUGGAUUUGGUGGGUGACUUAACUGUAUUUGGAACCUGGGAUAUUUAUAUAUUGAUGCUGGGAUUCACAUGUAAAUGAUAAUAAGUUAGCAUGUUAACCUGUGUGUUUGCUUGAA
Messenger RNA from Ziziphus jujuba (common jujube), 1147 nucleotides. Its product is annotated as transcription factor ILR3. Lineage: Eukaryota; Viridiplantae; Streptophyta; Magnoliopsida; Rosales; Rhamnaceae. The coding region runs from base 210 to 920 and encodes 236 amino acids. Gene Ontology annotation, biological process: intracellular iron ion homeostasis; regulation of DNA-templated transcription. The record is from RefSeq and is a predicted model, not a curated record. Gene Ontology annotation, molecular function: protein dimerization activity; DNA-binding transcription factor activity. The transcript is spliced from 5 exons.